This is a messenger RNA of Helianthus annuus (common sunflower), 1532 nucleotides long. Its product is annotated as malate dehydrogenase, chloroplastic. The transcript is spliced from 2 exons. The record is from RefSeq and is a predicted model, not a curated record. The coding region runs from base 159 to 1394 and encodes 411 amino acids. Lineage: Eukaryota; Viridiplantae; Streptophyta; Magnoliopsida; Asterales; Asteraceae. Gene Ontology annotation, molecular function: L-malate dehydrogenase (NAD+) activity. Gene Ontology annotation, biological process: malate metabolic process; tricarboxylic acid cycle. Gene Ontology annotation, cellular component: cytoplasm; mitochondrion.
UUCUUAACAGUUCCACGCUAGCCCACACCACAGCUCCCCGUGCACUCGCAGCAGACAAUCUUAUUCCCCAGCUACUUAAACCCUUUCCCCUUCGCCGUCACACACAUCUCUCUCUGUCUCUCGUAACAUCCGUAGCUCUUUUAAACACAGGGUAGACGAUGGCAGCCAGCUCAGCAAGUGCGCUUUCUAUUGGAUCGAUAAUCUAUGCCUCCAAAGCUAGCUCACUUUCACAAUCAAAAGCCUAUGGAAUGAACUUCAACACACGGAGCCGUCUGAACGAUUUCAACGGCCUCAAGGCAGUUGCAUCUGUAAACCAUAACUCCAGAUCAUCAUUCUUGGGCAAGGAAAACACUGCUGCUUUUCAAAAGUCAUUCACUCGGAGAGCCCAAAACCAGAACGUAACAUCACCAAACGCCUUUCAAGUUCAGGCUUCAUUCAAGGUGGCAAUUCUCGGAGCUGCUGGCGGCAUCGGCCAACCGCUAGCCCUUUUGGUGAAAAUGUCUCCUUUGGUCUCAGACCUCCACCUGUAUGAUAUAGCUAACGUGAAAGGAGUAGCGGCUGAUCUCAGUCACUGCAACACUCCCUCACGAGUUCGGGAUUUUACAGGAAACGAUGAGUUAUCCAACUGUUUGAAAGAUGUAGAUGUGGUGGUCAUUCCUGCUGGUGUUCCAAGGAAGCCCGGUAUGACCCGUGAUGACCUCUUCAACAUCAAUGCCAGCAUUGUAAAAACAUUAGUCGAAGCCGUAGCUGAUAACUGCCCUGAUGCUUUUAUUCAUGUAAUCAGCAACCCGGUUAACUCAACAGUACCGAUUGCGGCUGAGGUGUUAAAACAGAAAGGUGUAUACAAUCCCAAGAAGCUAUUCGGUAUUACCACUCUUGACGUGGUCCGAGCAAACACGUUUGUUGCUCAAAAGAAGAACCUGAAACUCAUUGAUGUCGAUGUCCCUGUUAUCGGAGGCCAUGCAGGAAUUACCAUUCUACCCUUGCUGUCAAAAACAAAACCUUCAGUUACCUUCACCGAUGAAGAAGUGCAGGAUCUCACUGUUAGAAUCCAAAAUGCUGGAACCGAGGUGGUUGAGGCCAAAGCCGGUGCAGGUUCUGCAACGUUAUCAAUGGCGUACGCAGCUGCACGAUUUGUGGAGUCAUCCCUUCGUGCACUUGAUGGAGAUACUGACGUCUAUGAGUGUUCUUUUGUUCAGUCUGAUCUCACCGAAGUCCCGUUUUUUGCAUCAAGGAUUAAGCUCGGGAAACAAGGUGUUGAGGCUGUGAUCUCUUCUGAUCUUCAGGGUUUGACGGAAUACGAACAAAAAGCUUUGGAAGCUCUUAAGCCAGAGCUUAAGGGAAGCAUAGAGAAAGGUGUGGCCUUCGCAAACAAGCAAACAGUGAGUUCUUGAAGUUCAAUGUAACAUAGAAGCAAUGUAGUGAGUAAUGAGUUAAUAACAAAGUUGCGGCCCGAUGUCAAACAUUUAUCGCCAGUUCAUAAGUUUUUGUAACAAGUUUUUUGUAGUAAGUUUUUAAAACCAUCUCAUAAA